AUGUCGACGUCGCCGCCGGCAAGACCCUGUUGCGUUUGCUUUCGAUUCAGACCACACGAGGAUGAAAAAGCACAGAAGAACACAUUCACACGAUGGAUCAAUUUUCAUCUGGAAGAGCACAGUUCAUCAGGACGAAUUGAAGACCUGUUCGAGGAUAUUCGAGACGGCGUGCUGCUUUGCCAUCUCAUCGAAGUCCUCACAGGAGAAGCACUCGCUGUUCACAAGGGUCGCGUCUCGAAGCGAGUCCACCACAUCGCGAAUCUGACGACGGCGCUCACGGUGCUCCGCCGUCGCGGUCUCGAGCUCAUCAACAACAAUGCCGCCGACAUUGCCGAUGGAAAUCCGCGCAUCGUGCUCGGACUCAUUUGGCAGAUCAUUUUGCAUUUUCAGAUCGAAACAAAUCUCAUAUUGCUCCGCGAAUGGGGAUGGGCGGCGACGACGGAUGAAGCGUCGACGUCGAGCCAACUUCACGAGCCCAUCGCCGCACCAUCGCCACCACCACCAUCAUCAUCGCCAACGCCGUCGAAACGAAGCGGCUUGUCGGGUAGUCGGUCAUCGAUCGCCUCCGGGGAAAAGGCGUCGCCGCUCCGUCAACGCAUCGCAUCGUUUCUGACGCCGACGAAAAAACAUCCAAAGUUGUCGACGCUGCCCGUCAAACAAUCCGUCGAGCAGGUCUUCUUGCGAUGGAUCAACGCCGAAAUCGGACCACUUCUGAAUGGUCGUCGUGUGGAGAACAUGGAUAAGCAAUGGCGCGAUGGAUCCCUGUUCUGCGCGCUCGUUGCUCGCUGGCGUCCCGAUCUGAUCAAUAUGCGAGAUGUGACGAACGCGAAUCCACGAGACAAUCUUGAGCUCGCGUUCAGCGCCGCCCAUCAGCAUCUCGGAAUCAAGCGGCUUCUCGCCGUUGAGGAUAUGAUGAUCGAGAGGCCCGACAAGCGUUCCGUCAUCACCUACGUCUCGCAGUUCGUCCGAAUGUUCGGAGAGCGAUCGCCAAUUCAGGGCCGAGAGCAGCACGCGGCAUUCCUCGCGUGGCUCGACGCCACCUACACAAUCUGCCAUCGCGAUCAGCUCGACGGUCAGGAGUGCGCGAGAAUCCGACGAGAGUUCAUCGAGCAUCGUCCAUUAUUCAAUACGAUCAUUGUGACGAAGGUUAACUACGAGGUCGAUGAGCUGGUUGAGAUCGAGAAGAAAUGGGAUACGAUUCGAGCAACACUUGACAAGUUCACACGACGAUCGGAGCGCGAGCUUCCCGAGCCGUUCGCGUCGAUGUCGAAUUGGCUCAGCGGCGCCGAGCACAUUCUAACGCGACCGCUGAAUCUGGAUCCGAACGACGCCGAGAAGACGGUUCACGAGCUGCAAAAGCUGAUCGCCGAGCAUACGAAAUACUUUAAGGAUCUUGAAGCGAAACACAAACAAUUUGACGAAUCGGCGAGAAGCGGCGGACUCGGCGGGCGACCGGUGGCGCCCGAGUUCAGCGAGCCGCUUCGCGUUCGAUUCGAGCACGUCAUCGAGGAGAAUGAGCCGCGCAUCUCAUCACUGCGCAUCCUAUUGUCCCAUUAUAUUCUCCUUUCCUACCUGCAACACAUUGAACAGAAAAUUACUCUUUGGAGAACGGCCGACAGUGUGACUUUGCUCCUACGAUGGAUAAAGGAAUACACACAGCUGAACGCCGAAAACCCCCAAGCGAAAUGCGCAAAAUAUGUGAAUCGAUUGAGAACGGCGCUCGCGAAUGAUAAAACAAGCAAACUCGAUAAGGAGAUGAUACUGAAGACGUCGACAGAAAAGACCGACGCCACUAUCAAAAAGUUCGAAGGGCUUUGGGCCGAGCUGAAAAUGCUCAAAGCCGAAUGGGUCGAGUGGGAGACGAGCAUGUCGGCGCUUGAAGCCAUCGUCGAUGAGCACACAAUUCGAAAGUCGCCGAUUAGUUUAGAGGACGAGCAGAAAUUGGCGGUGGUCCAAGUCGGUGCUGAUCAGUUGGCUCCGAAGCUUGGAGCAUCGGCGAGACUCGCUAACAAUCAUAGAUUAGAAUUGCUGAUUAGUCGUGUGAAGAAGCUAAACAAGAAUAAAGUCGGAGGUCGGCUUGUAGUCGAGCUCGAGCCGAGCACAUCUCAAAUGUUGAAAAUCAGCACCAGCGCGCAAGCCGAUGAUGAACUACUUAAAACUGAAAUGAAACUGCGCGAUCGUGCGCAACGCGGUUGCGACGCGGCCGAAACCGAAGAGCUGGAAGCGCGCGCGGCGAUGCUGCGGACAAUUCGCGAGCGGCUCGUCGAGCUCGAAGCACUUCAUGAAUCGUAUGACCGACGCGUCAGGGAUACGAUUGACCAUGUGGAUCGGGAUCUCAUUCGCCGCAACAUGGGUACCAUUGUCUUUGAGCUGCAACGUGGAAAUCUCGCCAAUUUUGUUGAUCUCACACAAUACGCGUUUGUUUUUGACGAGUACAACUAUUUACCGAUGACAAUUACUGAAAACGUGUUGAGCGAGGCCGGUGUUCGCGAAAUCAUCGAGCGCAAGACGCUCAUUUUGGCACGCCGCGAGCAGAACGCCGAUGAAGCUGAACGCUCGGUACGCGAUAUGGAGGAAUGCGAUCGCGCGAUCGAGGGCUGGACGAGCCGACGAAUCGACGAGAUUCGCGCCGAGUGGAACGUCAAACUUUCCGAGUUCGAAGCCUACUACGAGCUUCGCCGUCAGAUUGGGCUCCUCACAGAAUCCGUCGAGUCUCGUCUCGACGUCACCGUCAUCCCAAAAAUGGCAGUGAUUCGAGACAAAUCGGAGACAAUUGCCCACAGCGAUCUCGGUGUUUGGAUUCGCGAAUCGCUCAAGGAUCUCGAAGCGUUCUCGGAGGAAGCGAUCAUCAGACACCUAAUGAGUUUCGAACUAAGCGUCGAGGAGGACUGUCCGCUUGCCAUCAAUGUUCUCGAGGAGGUUGGCCCUGAGUUGGUCGGACAUUUAUCAUCGGCAGUCGACGAGCGAUUCCAUCGCACCCUACGAAUCCUUUAUCUCAAGAUGGAACUAUUCCGGCGCCUGCAGAACUUCUGCGACGCCGUCAAAUCGCUGCGCACCCAGAACGCGAACUGGAGCUCGAUCAAACUAUCACAGAUUGACCAAGUACAGUCUGAGAUCGCCAAUUUGCUUGUGCGACUCGACGAGGAAUGGACAAAAGAUGCACAUCAAUUACGCGCAGAACUUGCCAGUAUUCAAGGAAGCUACUUCCAACUCGAAUUUGAUCGUCUUAAUGAAAAAUUGAAUCAACUCAUCCACGAAAUGGAGACUCUCAAAGAGUUAAUGAUUCAUCGACGUGAAUACUUGACUGCCGCCACCGAAAUUUUGACCGACUCGACUACUGACAUUCUGAACCGCGCCACCUCUAGCGAUCGCCCGGACGAUAUCCUUCGUGCUACUAACGAAGUAUGUAGUGCCCUCGAACAGAAAGGAAAGGAGCUGCGAAGACUCGGCGAGAUUGCUGAAAUGGAAAUAUCUGACCUCGUCGUCGUUGCUCUCAUUCGAUCCUUCAGACGCCGACAGCUCGGAAGCGACGGCGAACCCGGCGUCGACGAGCUUCGGCGCUCGUUGCGAGAAGUCAUUGAUCGACCCAUUAUCGACUCUGUGAACACUUCGCCGCAACAACUCAUUACUGAUAUCCUCCGCAUGAAGGAAGACAAGGAACAUUAUGAAAAAGUGAUUGACGAGAUCAAAGUUGCGAUUUUGAGCGAUGAGGAUCGGGCGAGCCUCGAGCCACUCAUGGAAGAAUACCAACGAAAAGCCGAGAAACGGAAUAUCGCGUUCGAAAAGCUCGUCCUCAUCUACAUGGACUGGUUGAGCAUUCAGUAUGACGAAUUGGAAACCGACAUUGGAUCAAUCAUUCAACGAAGCGAUAGCGGGGAACUACGCUUGAAGAAUGAUUCAAUAUGGCAAAAAUGGAAGACGGAUUUGGCUGAUAUUGAACGACUAAUUGGACCAGACAUCAAACGAAAACUCGGUGCUGAGUUCAUGGACUUGCAGCGAAAGCAGGAUUCACUCGACGCGCGAAUCAGCAAAUUCCUGAACCAUUCGGCGAAGAUCAACGCGAAACUCUCGCAAUUCAAAGAGUGGCUCACCGCGAUGGAGCAAGAUGUUGCUCGAACCGAAAAACUCGACGAUCCGGAGAAAUCGCAAAAACUUGCUCUGCUUCUCAACAGCGCGCUUUCUAAAAAGCGACUCGUUGGCAAGCUCGAGCGUUUGAAUGUGGCGAAUAAAGAGGAAGUGCUGCACCUCUGCAAUCGCUACCACGUCAUCAUGCAGAAACUCACCCAAUACCCGAACGUCGCUUUACCCCUACACGUUACCACCAACAUGGAAACAUCAGGAUUAUUCAGUUCGCAGCUUUUUCAGAUAUCGGUCAGUUCGAUCGCCACUGCAGAACUGGAAAGACCCGAAUCUGUGAUGUCGAUGACAUCGUCUAUUGGUGUCAUCGCUGCAGAUGAGACCGAAUAUUCGCCAUAUGAAUCAAACCUGAACAAACUUCUCAAGAAGCUUCAAAACAUCGAGGAUUCAUAUACGAAUGGUCCAAAACGACUAGACUUCGCCAAAAAAGACGUCGACGAUCUUCAGAACUAUCGCACCAAAUGCUGCGAUAAUUCUGCUCAGCUGACUAAUAGCGAAGUCGAGCCAGCUGAAAAGGAACGGCUGAAGCAUAAAUUCGUUUUAUUGCUCAGCAAUUACGAUGAUUUCCUGAAAUUGCUUAAUAGCGAAAUCAGAGAAGAGGAAGAUCUCCUGAAGAAGAACACGGAGAUCAUGCGCGAACUCGAAUCGAUUGAGAACAACCUCCAAUCGCCAAACAUCUCCGAAGGCGACAUUGCCGGCGAGCUCGACCGCAUUCAAAUGCAAAUGGACUUGCUCAAGGUGAUGUGCAACAAACCGCGAAAGUAUGUUGAGUGCGAGCUCAUCGAUUCGUCGAGUCGCGAAGGAAGCCCACAAGAACGCAGAAAAUCGAAGAAGAAGGUUCUUGUGAUGAUGUCGAACACCAUCACGACAAUCAUUCACGUCGUUGAAGAACGACUUGUGGCCAUCGAACCAACGCCUGAGUAUCAGGCGGUUCAAGAAAAACUUUCAAGUGUCAAGGAGAACCUUCGGGAACUUGAUACAACUCCGCAGACAAAGCCUGAUCUGAGCGCUUUCGAAAUUUUGUCGCCAGUCGGUCAGGAAGACAAAAGAGACGUUGACGAAAUUUCGCGACUCAAAAAGGAGGUUGAACGAGCCAUUGACAUGGCAUCUUCAAUGCAAAAUGAGUCGCCAACUGAUCCGAAUACGUUAAAGUCUGCCGUGAAACUACUUGAAGAGCAGAAGCCCACGUUGGAUCACAUGCACACUAUCGUGGAGUCAAUGCCACCAGACAACGAUGACACCACAUCUGCCAUCGAUCUUUUGAAUUCCAUCGAAGAGGAUUUUGCGAAUACCAAGACAUCCAUCGAAGAUUCGCUUGACGAAAUUCAGCAGCCAGUUGAAGACAAUUGGGAGAUUGUUGUGCCACCGGCAAGAAAUGUCGAUGACAACGAUGAGAUCAUUGAGAUCGAUGGCGAUCCGAAUUCGAUCGACAUGUUCGCAAUCAAGAGAACGCCGGAUGAGGUUACCGCGAAGGUCGCCAAUCUUGUAUUGAAGCUUCAAACUGCUAUCGAAGAAGCCGAACAACUAGCGAACAAUGAUAGGAGCGAUGUCAACUCACUUCAAGCGGCCAGCGACAAGCUGACCAAGCAGGAGAAGACGAUGAAGAAGAUUCACAAACUGCUGGAUUCGUUGGGAAACGAGAAUCCACAAAAGAUCGAAGUAAUCGAUGCUCUUAGCAAUAUCCAGGAGCAGAUUCAAAAUGCUAGAACGAAUAUCAAUGAUCAGAUCGAUGAGCUAAACUACGGACAAGCUCCUGUUGUUCCGGCAAAGGAACCGCACAGCUCACUUCAUGCACUUAACAAGGUCAUCGAGGAAGUCGACGCAUUGCUGAAUGAUCCGCCUGUCGAUGAAGAUUCUUUGAAGGAUGCUGAAGAACGACUGAAGAACGCCGAAGACAUUCAUGAGAAGGUGUUGAAUGACAGUUGGCAGAAUCCGGACAACACCAGUGCAAUUGAAACGUUGGAGAAGUUCGACAAGGUAUCGAACGAUCUCAAGGAUGCUUUAGACGUCCAUAGCAAGAUUAAACAUGAGAGGAAACUUCAGUCAGACAUCAUCAAAAAGAUUGAGCAAGUUAUCAACAACUGCGACAGCGCUGCAAGCAGCAGUGAGUUUGAUAAUGAUAAGCUCAAGGAGGCUUUGAAGAAGCUGGAUGAUGUUCAAGAAUUGAUAAACUCGAUCGAAGAUCAGAUGAUUGAGAUCAGAAACAGAGAAUUACCAGAUUCGUCGGACGCUGUUGACAUCUUGUCUAAUAUCAAAGAACAAUACAAUACAAUUAAAACCUCUAUUGAAGAUCGUAUUGACGAGAACGACUCAAUGGUCAUCAUUCCGUCCAACGAAGAACGAAGCGAUGAACCAUCGGAAGAAGAACAAAAAGAGUCUCAAAGGCAAACUGAGCUUAUUGAGAAAUUGGACAAACUUGGAAAACUUGCGCCACAGAAUAUUGAUGAAAAUGUUCUCACUACUAUUGAAGAAGAAAUCGCGGGACUCGACGAUGAUCGCGCGAAUGAAAUCAGAGGAACAAUUGCCCAGAUUCGAAAAGUCAAAGAUGAAAUCCUUGACGAGCUUGGAAACAUAAAGAAUGGCUCUGACCCAAUUCCAAAACAAUCGUUAGUUGAGAUAACCGAUAAAGCAACUUCACUGCCUACCGAUUUUGUUCACAAAAUUCUUCCGAUCGUAACUGAUAUCCAACAGAAUUCGAUGGAAAUUGAAAAACGAGAGAUAGAACUGCUUGAAGCGCAGAAGAUGCAGAAGCAGGAUGAAGUUGACAAUGAGACUGCCAAGAUUCUUGAAGAGUUGAAUGUCGUCGCAACCAUGCCGCCAUCAACCAUCGACAUCAAUAUGCUUCAGGCCAUCGAAGAUGGACUAGCUUCGCUUCCAGAGGAAAAUGCCAACAAGCUUCGAGAGAAGAUCAAUGAACUUAAGGAUGCCAAACAGAAGCAGGAUGAAGCUGACAAUGAGACCGCCAAGAUUCUUGAAGAGUUGAAUGUCGUCGCAACCAUGCCGCCAUCAACCAUCGACAUCAAUAUGCUUCAGGCCAUCGAAGAUGGACUGGCUUCGCUUCCAGAGGAAAAUGCCAACAAGCUUCGAGAGAAGAUCAAUGAACUUAAGGAUGCCAAACAGAAGCAGGAUGAAGCUGACAAUGAGACCGCCAAGAUUCUUGAAGAGUUGAAUGCCGUCGCAACCAUGCCGCCAUCAACCAUCGACAUCAAUAUGCUUCAGGCCAUCGAAGAUGGACUGGCUUCGCUUCCAGAGGAAAAUGCCAACAAGCUUCGAGAGAAGAUCAAUGAACUUAAGGAUGCCAAACAGAAGCAGGAUGAAGCUGACAAUGAGACCGCCAAGAUUCUUGAAGAGUUGAAUGCCGUCGCAACCAUGCCGCCAUCAACCAUCGACAUCAAUAUGCUUCAGGCCAUCGAAGAUGGACUGGCUUCGCUUCCAGAGGAAAAUGCCAACAAGCUUCGAGAGAAGAUCAAUGAACUUAAGGAUGCCAAACAGAAGCAUGAUGAAGCUGACAAUGAGACCGCCAAGAUUCUUGAAGAGUUGAAUGCCGUCGCAACCAUGCCGCCAUCAACCAUCGACAUCAAUAUGCUUCAGGCCAUCGAAGAUGGACUGGCUUCGCUUCCAGAGGAAAAUGCCAACAAGCUUCGAGAGAAGAUCAAUGAACUUAAGGAUGCCAAACAGAAGCAGGAUGAAGCUGACAAUGAGACCGCCAAGAUUCUUGAACAGUUGAAUGCCGUCGCAACCAUGCCGCCAUCAACCAUCGACAUCAAUAUGCUUCAGGCCAUCAAAGAUGGACUGGCUUCGCUUCCAGAGGAAAAUGCCAACAAGCUUCGAGAGAAGAUCAAUGAACUUAAGGAUGCCAAACAGAAGCAGGAUGAAGCUGACAAUGAGACCGCCAAGAUUCUUGAAGAGUUGAAUGCCGUCGCAACCAUGCCGCCAUCAACCAUCGACAUCAAUAUGCUUCAGGCCAUCGAAGAUGGACUGGCUUCGCUUCCAGAGGAAAAUGCCAACAAGCUUCGAGAGAAGAUCAAUGAACUUAAGGAUGCCAAACAGAAGCAGGAUGAAGCUGACAAUGAGACCGCCAAGAUUCUUGAAGAGUUGAAUGCCGUCGCAACCAUGCCGCCAUCAACCAUCGACAUCAAUAUGCUUCAGGCCAUCGAAGAUGGACUAGCUUCGCUUCCAGAGGAAAAUGCCAACAAGCUUCGAGAGAAGAUCAAUGAACUUAAGGAUGCCAAACAGAAGCAGGAUGAAGCUGACAAUGAGACCGCCAAGAUUCUUGAAGAGUUGAAUGCCGUCGCAACCAUGCCGCCAUCAACCAUCGACAUCAAUAUGCUUCAGGCCAUCGAAGAUGGACUGGCUUCGCUUCCAGAGGAAAAUGCCAACAAGCUUCGAGAGAAGAUCAAUGAACUUAAGGAUGCCAAACAGAAGCAGGAUGAAGCUGACAAUGAGACCGCCAAGAUUCUUGAAGAGUUGAAUGCCGUCGCAACCAUGCCGCCAUCAACCAUCGACAUCAAUAUGCUUCAGGCCAUCGAAGAUGGACUAGCUUCGCUUCCAGAGGAAAAUGCCAACAAGCUUCGAGAGAAGAUCAAUGAACUUAAGGAUGCCAAACAGAAGCAGGAUGAAAAAAUUAAUUACGCCCAAAAUGCGUUGAAACGACUCGAAGACGCUUUGGAUGAUGCUGAUCGCGGAGUUGCCGGCCAACCGGCAAAUGUUGCCGCGCUCAACGAAUUCAAGGACAGCAUCACACCACACAUCGAUUCGUUGGUUGCCGUCGUUCAAGAUGUUCCAGAAGAAGUCGCACCAGAAGCAGCCAGGUUACGUGAUCGCGCCAACAAGUUCAACGACGACUUGCAAUUGCUCAUCCAGAAGACCGCUGAUGACGCACAAAAAGCUGAAGAACUUCGCAAGACUGUUGACGGAAUUACCAACUCGUUGAAUCAGAUCGUUCCAAAAUAUGAGAUCCCGCAAUCAAUCGACGUGGCACGUGCCGAUGCCGAUCAAUUGAGAGCGAUCAUCGAACAACUCAAUGGACUUUCGGAUGGUGACAAGCCGGAUUCGCAAGUUGCUCGCGACAUCAAGGACUCGAAGACGAAGGCGAAGGAUCUUCUCGCUAAUCUUGACAAGGCUAUUCCAGUCGAAGAGGCGAUCCGUGCUCAUCAAGACGAUAUUGCGGCUAAACUCGAUGAAAUUCAAAAGAAUCUUAACAACAUCGACGAGUUCAAACCCGAAAACGCGUUGCCAUUGAUUGACGAGAUUUCGAAGGAGGCCGCCGCGAUCAAGCAAGCUGCUGAUUCGAACGCCGACAAGGUCGAAACGCCAAAUCCAUUCGUCAGUCACGAUGACUUGGAUACAACUCUGCCACAAAAGGCGUUCGAUAUUCAACAUGCCAUCGACGACAAGAAGCAAGCUUUGACAAACGCCGCUCAAAUCAACGAGAUCGCUCCAAAACUCCAAAUCGUCUCUCAACAACUCGAAACACUCGCGCCCGAACUCCCGACAAGUCUCGAUGACCAGAAGGCAUUGCUCGAAGAUUUGGAAGAAAAGAAACGCGCCUACGAGAAUCUCAUUGCUACUCUUCCACCGAAUGAUCCAAAGAGCGAAGAGCUACAAAAGAACAGCGAAUGGGAUCUUUCAAGAAUCAAGGAUCUCAUCAAGAAGCUCGGAGAUGCGGUUGGAGACAAACUUUCUGCGCUCGCCACGUUCAAUGCCUCUCGAAAACAGGCCGAAGAUGCACUUCUGAACAUCACCAGCGAUGAAGGCGAUGCGAGUCAAAAGUCGCCUGAACAACUUAUCGCCGACUUGUCGAAGAACGAAGAGCUCAUCGCGAAAAUGCGUGAGAACAUCGAGCAACAGAACCCCGAUCAGCUUGAUGAAGCCGAACGCAAAGAAUACGAGGAUCUUCUCGCUCGACUUGCUAAUGCUCAUGACAUUAUCAAGAAGAAGCGCGCCGAAAUCGAAGAAGCCGCUCGAAAGCAGGCCGCCGAAAAAGAUCUUCACGAUGCCAUUGAUCGUAUUGAAUCGCGAUUGAUUCCGCUCGUGAAGAACGGCGACGAGCUCCUUCACAACGCUGAAGGUGUUCCAUCGCAAUACGCGCCUGCUGCCGAAGAAAUCAAGAAUGAACUUGAUAAGGCCAACGAGAUUGUUGCCAACGCUCCGCAAACCGAUGACCGCGUCAAAUCUUUGGUUGCCGCCAUCGAUGCUGCCAAUCAAUUGGUGCCAUCACUCAAGGAGAAGGCCCGAGUCUGGGAUGAAUUCGUCGUUGCUCGAAAUGAUGCCGACGGAGUUGUGGACAAACUUCAACAAGCUCUCAAUGGAGUCGUUUCGAAGCCAAAGCGAUCAGUUGACGAAGCCGCCAAUGAUUUGGCUCAACUCCAGGAGUCGUCGAAACAAAUUCAGACGUUGAACGAUAUGAUCACCAAUCUUCAACGCCUUUCCGAACAGCUUGAUCCACUUGAGAGCGCUUACGCCGAUGUUCGAUUCCUCGACGUCGACGCCGAACAAACUCAACAUCAAUACGAUGAAGCUCUCAAUGAUCUUGCAACAGAAAUUGACGACGAAAAGGUGCUUCAAGAAUCUGUCGAUCAAGUCAAGAAGGAGAUCAACGACAUUCGAACACUCAUUGACAACACCAAUCCUGAACGAAACGUUCUCGACACCAUCGCCAAUACUGACAUUCCAGCAUUGAAGACACAAAUCAAUCGCAUCCAAGACAAAUCGGUUAACGCUGCCGCUUCACGCAAGCACGUUUCUACCGACGCAAACAUCGCCGACGAGCUCAACGCGAAGCUUGCCGACCUCGAAAAGGAACUCGAUGAAGCCAUCAAGGAUGCGGAUGAAUACGAGAAGAGUCAACUGGUGCUUGCUCUCACACUCAAGAUCACUCAACUGGAGGAAACUCCACUCGAGCAGCUGAACCCAGAAGAACUCAAGAAUGCUGAAAAGGAGAUCAAGAACAGUUUGGCACCAGAAGAGGCAUUGCCACUUCUUGCCAAGAUCGACGAACUCCGCAAUGUCAAGAAGGCCGAAGACGAUCGCAGAAACGAGCUUCACAACACAAUCGUCGCUAUCGGCAAAGAUGCUGACGAUGCGAUGACACCAAAGAAGGACAGAAAGAGCAAGAAGCAGACUCCACAACAGAAGCUCGAGAAGCUCAACAACAAACUCGACGAAGUCAAAGCUCUCGUGCCACGAAUCGAAGCCGUUGAGAACGAUCCACUUCUCACUUCUGAUGACAAGAACACCGCCAACCAAGUUCUCGACAACGUCAACGCAUUCAUUGGAGAUUUGAAUCAGCAAAUUGCCGAAACGCAAGACCACAUCGACAAGAUCAACAAUGCUCAAGAUGCGUUGAAACGACUCGAAGACGCUUUGGAUGAUGCUGAUCGCGGAGUUGCCGGCCAACCGGCAAAUGUUGCCGCGCUCAACGAAUUCAAGGACAGCAUCACACCACACAUCGAUUCGUUGGUUGCCGUCGUUCAAGAUGUUCCAGAAGAAGUCGCACCAGAAGCAGCCAGGUUACGUGAUCGCGCCAACAAGUUCAACGACGACUUGCAAUUGCUCAUCCAGAAGACCGCUGAUGACGCACAAAAAGCUGAAGAACUUCGCAAGACUGUUGACGGAAUUACCAACUCGUUGAAUCAGAUCGUUCCAAAAUAUGAGAUCCCGCAACCAAUCGACGUGGCACGUGCCGAUGCCGAUCAAUUGAGAGCGAUCAUCGAACAACUCAAUGGACUUUCGGAUGGUGACAAGCCGGAUUCGCAAGUUGCUCGCGACAUCAAGGACUCGAAGACGAAGGCGAAGGAUCUUCUCGCUAAUCUUGACAAGGCUAUUCCAGUCGAAGAGGCGAUCCGUGCUCAUCAAGACGAUAUUGCGGCUAAACUCGAUGAAAUUCAAAAGAAUCUUAACAACAUCGACGAGUUCAAACCCGAAAACGCGUUGCCAUUGAUUGACGAGAUUUCGAAGGAGGCCGCCGCGAUCAAGCAAGCUGCUGAUUCGAACGCCGACAAGGUCGAAACGCCAAAUCCAUUCGUCAGUCACGAUGACUUGGAUACAACUCUGCCACAAAAGGCGUUCGAUAUUCAACAUGCCAUCGACGACAAGAAGCAAGCUUUGACAAACGCCGCUCAAAUCAACGAGAUCGCUCCAAAACUCCAAAUCGUCUCUCAACAACUCGAAACACUCGCGCCCGAACUCCCGACAAGUCUCGAUGACCAGAAGGCAUUGCUCGAAGAUUUGGAAGAAAAGAAACGCGCCUACGAGAAUCUCAUUGCUACUCUUCCACCGAAUGAUCCAAAGAGCGAAGAGCUACAAAAGAACAGCGAAUGGGAUCUUUCAAGAAUCAAGGAUCUCAUCAAGAAGCUCGGAGAUGCGGUUGGAGACAAACUUUCUGCGCUCGCCACGUUCAAUGCCUCUCGAAAACAGGCCGAAGAUGCACUUCUGAACAUCACCAGCGAUGAAGGCGAUGCGAGUCAAAAGUCGCCUGAACAACUUAUCGCCGACUUGUCGAAGAACGAAGAGCUCAUCGCAAAAAUGCGUGAGAACAUCGAGCAACAGAACCCCGAUCAGCUUGAUGAAGCCGAACGCAAAGAAUACGAGGAUCUUCUCGCUCGACUUGCUAAUGCUCAUGACAUUAUCAAGAAGAAGCGCGCCGAAAUCGAAGAAGCCGCUCGAAAGCAGGCCGCCGAAAAGAUCUUCACGAUGCCAUUGAUCCUCCUUCACAACGCUGAAGGUGUUCCAUCGCAAUACGCGCCUGCUGCCGAAGAAAUCAAGAAUGAACUUGAUAAGGCCAACGAGAUUGUUGCCAACGCUCCGCAAACCGAUGACCGCGUCAAAUCUUUGGUUGCCGCCAUCGAUGCUGCCAAUCAAUUGGUGCCAUCACUCAAGGAGAAGGCCCGAGUCUGGGAUGAAUUCGUCGUUGCUCGAAAUGAUGCCGACGGAGUUGUGGACAAACUUCAACAAGCUCUCAAUGGAGUCGUUUCGAAGCCAAAGCGAUCAGUUGACGAAGCCGCCAAUGAUUUGGCUCAACUCCAGGAGUCGUCGAAACAAAUUCAGACGUUGAACGAUAUGAUCACCAAUCUUCAACGCCUUUCCGAACAGCUUGAUCCACUUGAGAGCGCUUACGCCGAUGUUCGAUUCCUCGACGUCGACGCCGAACAAACUCAACAUCAAUACGAUGAAGCUCUCAAUGAUCUUGCAACAGAAAUUGACGACGAAAAGGUGCUUCAAGAAUCUGUCGAUCAAGUCAAGAAGGAGAUCAACGACAUUCGAACACUCAUUGACAACACCAAUCCUGAACGAAACGUUCUCGACACCAUCGCCAAUACUGACAUUCCAGCAUUGAAGACACAAAUCAAUCGCAUCCAAGACAAAUCGGUUAACGCUGCCGCUUCACGCAAGCACGUUUCUACCGACGCAAACAUCGCCGACGAGCUCAACGCGAAGCUUGCCGACCUCGAAAAGGAACUCGAUGAAGCCAUCAAGGAUGCGGAUGAAUACGAGAAGAGUCAACUGGUGCUUGCUCUCACACUCAAGAUCACUCAACUGGAGGAAACUCCACUCGAGCAGCUGAACCCAGAAGAACUCAAGAAUGCUGAAAAGGAGAUCAAGAACAGUUUGGCACCAGAAGAGGCAUUGCCACUUCUUGCCAAGAUCGACGAACUCCGCAAUGUCAAGAAGGCCGAAGACGAUCGCAGAAACGAGCUUCACAACACAAUCGUCGCUAUCGGCAAAGAUGCUGACGAUGCGAUGACACCAAAGAAGGACAGAAAGAGCAAGAAGCAGACUCCACAACAGAAGCUCGAGAAGCUCAACAACAAACUCGACGAAGUCAAAGCUCUCGUGCCACGAAUCGAAGCCGUUGAGAACGAUCCACUUCUCACUUCUGAUGACAAGAACACCGCCAACCAAGUUCUCGACAACGUCAACGCAUUCAUUGGAGAUUUGAAUCAGCAAAUUGCCGAAACGCAAGACCACAUCGACAAGAUCAACAAUGCUCAAGAUGCGUUGAAACGACUCGAAGACGCUUUGGAUGAUGCUGAUCGCGGAGUUGCCGGCCAACCGGCAAAUGUUGCCGCGCUCAACGAAUUCAAGGACAGCAUCACACCACACAUCGAUUCGUUGGUUGCCGUCGUUCAAGAUGUUCCAGAAGAAGUCGCACCAGAAGCAGCCAGGUUACGUGAUCGCGCCAACAAGUUCAACGACGACUUGCAAUUGCUCAUCCAGAAGACCGCUGAUGACGCACAAAAAGCUGAAGAACUUCGCAAGACUGUUGACGGAAUUACCAACUCGUUGAAUCAGAUCGUUCCAAAAUAUGAGAUCCCGCAACCAAUCGACGUGGCACGUGCCGAUGCCGAUCAAUUGAGAGCGAUCAUCGAACAACUCAAUGGACUUUCGGAUGGUGACAAGCCGGAUUCGCAAGUUGCUCGCGACAUCAAGGACUCGAAGACGAAGGCGAAGGAUCUUCUCGCUAAUCUUGACAAGGCUAUUCCAGUCGAAGAGGCGAUCCGUGCUCAUCAAGACGAUAUUGCGGCUAAACUCGAUGAAAUUCAAAAGAAUCUUAACAACAUCGACGAGUUCAAACCCGAAAACGCGUUGCCAUUGAUUGACGAGAUUUCGAAGGAGGCCGCCGCGAUCAAGCAAGCUGCUGAUUCGAACGCCGACAAGGUCGAAACGCCAAAUCCAUUCGUCAGUCACGAUGACUUGGAUACAACUCUGCCACAAAAGGCGUUCGAUAUUCAACAUGCCAUCGACGACAAGAAGCAAGCUUUGACAAACGCCGCUCAAAUCAACGAGAUCGCUCCAAAACUCCAAAUCGUCUCUCAACAACUCGAAACACUCGCGCCCGAACUCCCGACAAGUCUCGAUGACCAGAAGGCAUUGCUCGAAGAUUUGGAAGAAAAGAAACGCGCCUACGAGAAUCUCAUUGCUACUCUUCCACCGAAUGAUCCAAAGAGCGAAGAGCUACAAAAGAACAGCGAAUGGGAUCUUUCAAGAAUCAAGGAUCUCAUCAAGAAGCUCGGAGAUGCGGUUGGAGACAAACUUUCUGCGCUCGCCACGUUCAAUGCCUCUCGAAAACAGGCCGAAGAUGCACUUCUGAACAUCACCAGCGAUGAAGGCGAUGCGAGUCAAAAGUCGCCUGAACAACUUAUCGCCGACUUGUCGAAGAACGAAGAGCUCAUCGCAAAAAUGCGUGAGAACAUCGAGCAACAGAACCCCGAUCAGCUUGAUGAAGCCGAACGCAAAGAAUACGAGGAUCUUCUCGCUCGACUUGCUAAUGCUCAUGACAUUAUCAAGAAGAAGCGCGCCGAAAUCGAAGAAGCCGCUCGAAAGCAGGCCGCCGAAAAAGAUCUUCACGAUGCCAUUGAUCGUAUUGAAUCGCGAUUGAUUCCGCUCGUGAAGAACGGCGACGAGCUCCUUCACAACGCUGAAGGUGUUCCAUCGCAAUACGCGCCUGCUGCCGAAGAAAUCAAGAAUGAACUUGAUAAGGCCAACGAGAUUGUUGCCAACGCUCCGCAAACCGAUGACCGCGUCAAAUCUUUGGUUGCCGCCAUCGAUGCUGCCAAUCAAUUGGUGCCAUCACUCAAGGAGAAGGCCCGAGUCUGGGAUGAAUUCGUCGUUGCUCGAAAUGAUGCCGACGGAGUUGUGGACAAACUUCAACAAGCUCUCAAUGGAGUCGUUUCGAAGCCAAAGCGAUCAGUUGACGAAGCCGCCAAUGAUUUGGCUCAACUCCAGGAGUCGUCGAAACAAAUUCAGACGUUGAACGAUAUGAUCACCAAUCUUCAACGCCUUUCCGAACAGCUUGAUCCACUUGAGAGCGCUUACGCCGAUGUUCGAUUCCUCGACGUCGACGCCGAACAAACUCAACAUCAAUACGAUGAAGCUCUCAAUGAUCUUGCAACAGAAAUUGACGACGAAAAGGUGCUUCAAGAAUCUGUCGAUCAAGUCAAGAAGGAGAUCAACGACAUUCGAACACUCAUUGACAACACCAAUCCUGAACGAAACGUUCUCGACACCAUCGCCAAUACUGACAUUCCAGCAUUGAAGACACAAAUCAAUCGCAUCCAAGACAAAUCGGUUAACGCUGCCGCUUCACGCAAGCACGUUUCUACCGACGCAAACAUCGCCGACGAGCUCAACGCGAAGCUUGCCGACCUCGAAAAGGAACUCGAUGAAGCCAUCAAGGAUGCGGAUGAAUACGAGAAGAGUCAACUGGUGCUUGCUCUCACACUCAAGAUCACUCAACUGGAGGAAACUCCACUCGAGCAGCUGAACCCAGAAGAACUCAAGAAUGCUGAAAAGGAGAUCAAGAACAGUUUGGCACCAGAAGAGGCAUUGCCACUUCUUGCCAAGAUCGACGAACUCCGCAAUGUCAAGAAGGCCGAAGACGAUCGCAGAAACGAGCUUCACAACACAAUCGUCGCUAUCGGCAAAGAUGCUGACGAUGCGAUGACACCAAAGAAGGACAGAAAGAGCAAGAAGCAGACUCCACAACAGAAGCUCGAGAAGCUCAACAACAAACUCGACGAAGUCAAAGCUCUCGUGCCACGAAUCGAAGCCGUUGAGAACGAUCCACUUCUCACUUCUGAUGACAAGAACACCGCCAACCAAGUUCUCGACAACGUCAACGCAUUCAUUGGAGAUUUGAAUCAGCAAAUUGCCGAAACGCAAGACCACAUCGACAAGAUCAACAAUGCUCAAGAUGCGUUGAAACGACUCGAAGACGCUUUGGAUGAUGCUGAUCGCGGAGUUGCCGGCCAACCGGCAAAUGUUGCCGCGCUCAACGAAUUCAAGGACAGCAUCACACCACACAUCGAUUCGUUGGUUGCCGUCGUUCAAGAUGUUCCAGAAGAAGUCGCACCAGAAGCAGCCAGGUUACGUGAUCGCGCCAACAAGUUCAACGACGACUUGCAAUUGCUCAUCCAGAAGACCGCUGAUGACGCACAAAAAGCUGAAGAACUUCGCAAGACUGUUGACGGAAUUACCAACUCGUUGAAUCAGAUCGUUCCAAAAUAUGAGAUCCCGCAACCAAUCGACGUGGCACGUGCCGAUGCCGAUCAAUUGAGAGCGAUCAUCGAACAACUCAAUGGACUUUCGGAUGGUGACAAGCCGGAUUCGCAAGUUGCUCGCGACAUCAAGGACUCGAAGACGAAGGCGAAGGAUCUUCUCGCUAAUCUUGACAAGGCUAUUCCAGUCGAAGAGGCGAUCCGUGCUCAUCAAGACGAUAUUGCGGCUAAACUCGAUGAAAUUCAAAAGAAUCUUAACAACAUCGACGAGUUCAAACCCGAAAACGCGUUGCCAUUGAUUGACGAGAUUUCGAAGGAGGCCGCCGCGAUCAAGCAAGCUGCUGAUUCGAACGCCGACAAGGUCGAAACGCCAAAUCCAUUCGUCAGUCACGAUGACUUGGAUACAACUCUGCCACAAAAGGCGUUCGAUAUUCAACAUGCCAUCGACGACAAGAAGCAAGCUUUGACAAACGCCGCUCAAAUCAACGAGAUCGCUCCAAAACUCCAAAUCGUCUCUCAACAACUCGAAACACUCGCGCCCGAACUCCCGACAAGUCUCGAUGACCAGAAGGCAUUGCUCGAAGAUUUGGAAGAAAAGAAACGCGCCUACGAGAAUCUCAUUGCUACUCUUCCACCGAAUGAUCCAAAGAGCGAAGAGCUACAAAAGAACAGCGAAUGGGAUCUUUCAAGAAUCAAGGAUCUCAUCAAGAAGCUCGGAGAUGCGGUUGGAGACAAACUUUCUGCGCUCGCCACGUUCAAUGCCUCUCGAAAACAGGCCGAAGAUGCACUUCUGAACAUCACCAGCGAUGAAGGCGAUGCGAGUCAAAAGUCGCCUGAACAACUUAUCGCCGACUUGUCGAAGAACGAAGAGCUCAUCGCAAAAAUGCGUGAGAACAUCGAGCAACAGAACCCCGAUCAGCUUGAUGAAGCCGAACGCAAAGAAUACGAGGAUCUUCUCGCUCGACUUGCUAAUGCUCAUGACAUUAUCAAGAAGAAGCGCGCCGAAAUCGAAGAAGCCGCUCGAAAGCAGGCCGCCGAAAAGAUCUUCACGAUGCCAUUGAUCCUCCUUCACAACGCUGAAGGUGUUCCAUCGCAAUACGCGCCUGCUGCCGAAGAAAUCAAGAAUGAACUUGAUAAGGCCAACGAGAUUGUUGCCAACGCUCCGCAAACCGAUGACCGCGUCAAAUCUUUGGUUGCCGCCAUCGAUGCUGCCAAUCAAUUGGUGCCAUCACUCAAGGAGAAGGCCCGAGUCUGGGAUGAAUUCGUCGUUGCUCGAAAUGAUGCCGACGGAGUUGUGGACAAACUUCAACAAGCUCUCAAUGGAGUCGUUUCGAAGCCAAAGCGAUCAGUUGACGAAGCCGCCAAUGAUUUGGCUCAACUCCAGGAGUCGUCGAAACAAAUUCAGACGUUGAACGAUAUGAUCACCAAUCUUCAACGCCUUUCCGAACAGCUUGAUCCACUUGAGAGCGCUUACGCCGAUGUUCGAUUCCUCGACGUCGACGCCGAACAAACUCAACAUCAAUACGAUGAAGCUCUCAAUGAUCUUGCAACAGAAAUUGACGACGAAAAGGUGCUUCAAGAAUCUGUCGAUCAAGUCAAGAAGGAGAUCAACGACAUUCGAACACUCAUUGACAACACCAAUCCUGAACGAAACGUUCUCGACACCAUCGCCAAUACUGACAUUCCAGCAUUGAAGACACAAAUCAAUCGCAUCCAAGACAAAUCGGUUAACGCUGCCGCUUCACGCAAGCACGUUUCUACCGACGCAAACAUCGCCGACGAGCUCAACGCGAAGCUUGCCGACCUCGAAAAGGAACUCGAUGAAGCCAUCAAGGAUGCGGAUGAAUACGAGAAGAGUCAACUGGUGCUUGCUCUCACACUCAAGAUCACUCAACUGGAGGAAACUCCACUCGAGCAGCUGAACCCAGAAGAACUCAAGAAUGCUGAAAAGGAGAUCAAGAACAGUUUGGCACCAGAAGAGGCAUUGCCACUUCUUGCCAAGAUCGACGAACUCCGCAAUGUCAAGAAGGCCGAAGACGAUCGCAGAAACGAGCUUCACAACACAAUCGUCGCUAUCGGCAAAGAUGCUGACGAUGCGAUGACACCAAAGAAGGACAGAAAGAGCAAGAAGCAGACUCCACAACAGAAGCUCGAGAAGCUCAACAACAAACUCGACGAAGUCAAAGCUCUCGUGCCACGAAUCGAAGCCGUUGAGAACGAUCCACUUCUCACUUCUGAUGACAAGAACACCGCCAACCAAGUUCUCGACAACGUCAACGCAUUCAUUGGAGAUUUGAAUCAGCAAAUUGCCGAAACGCAAGACCACAUCGACAAGAUCAACAAUGCUCAAGAUGCGUUGAAACGACUCGAAGACGCUUUGGAUGAUGCUGAUCGCGGAGUUGCCGGCCAACCGGCAAAUGUUGCCGCGCUCAACGAAUUCAAGGACAGCAUCACACCACACAUCGAUUCGUUGGUUGCCGUCGUUCAAGAUGUUCCAGAAGAAGUCGCACCAGAAGCAGCCAGGUUACAACUUCGCAAGACUGUUGACGGAAUUACCAACUCGUUGAAUCAGAUCGUUCCAAAAUAUGAGAUCCCGCAACCAAUCGACGUGGCACGUGCCGAUGCCGAUCAAUUGAGAGCGAUCAUCGAACAACUCAAUGGACUUUCGGAUGGUGACAAGCCGGAUUCGCAAGUUGCUCGCGACAUCAAGGACUCGAAGACGAAGGCGAAGGAUCUUCUCGCUAAUCUUGACAAGGCUAUUCCAGUCGAAGAGGCGAUCCGUGCUCAUCAAGACGAUAUUGCGGCUAAACUCGAUGAAAUUCAAAAGAAUCUUAACAACAUCGACGAGUUCAAACCCGAAAACGCGUUGCCAUUGAUUGACGAGAUUUCGAAGGAGGCCGCCGCGAUCAAGCAAGCUGCUGAUUCGAACGCCGACAAGGUCGAAACGCCAAAUCCAUUCGUCAGUCACGAUGACUUGGAUACAACUCUGCCACAAAAGGCGUUCGAUAUUCAACAUGCCAUCGACGACAAGAAGCAAGCUUUGACAAACGCCGCUCAAAUCAACGAGAUCGCUCCAAAACUCCAAAUCGUCUCUCAACAACUCGAAACACUCGCGCCCGAACUCCCGACAAGUCUCGAUGACCAGAAGGCAUUGCUCGAAGAUUUGGAAGAAAAGAAACGCGCCUACGAGAAUCUCAUUGCUACUCUUCCACCGAAUGAUCCAAAGAGCGAAGAGCUACAAAAGAACAGCGAAUGGGAUCUUUCAAGAAUCAAGGAUCUCAUCAAGAAGCUCGGAGAUGCGGUUGGAGACAAACUUUCUGCGCUCGCCACGUUCAAUGCCUCUCGAAAACAGGCCGAAGAUGCACUUCUGAACAUCACCAGCGAUGAAGGCGAUGCGAGUCAAAAGUCGCCUGAACAACUUAUCGCCGACUUGUCGAAGAACGAAGAGCUCAUCGCAAAAAUGCGUGAGAACAUCGAGCAACAGAACCCCGAUCAGCUUGAUGAAGCCGAACGCAAAGAAUACGAGGAUCUUCUCGCUCGACUUGCUAAUGCUCAUGACAUUAUCAAGAAGAAGCGCGCCGAAAUCGAAGAAGCCGCUCGAAAGCAGGCCGCCGAAAAGAUCUUCACGAUGCCAUUGAUCCUCCUUCACAACGCUGAAGGUGUUCCAUCGCAAUACGCGCCUGCUGCCGAAGAAAUCAAGAAUGAACUUGAUAAGGCCAACGAGAUUGUUGCCAACGCUCCGCAAACCGAUGACCGCGUCAAAUCUUUGGUUGCCGCCAUCGAUGCUGCCAAUCAAUUGGUGCCAUCACUCAAGGAGAAGGCCCGAGUCUGGGAUGAAUUCGUCGUUGCUCGAAAUGAUGCCGACGGAGUUGUGGACAAACUUCAACAAGCUCUCAAUGGAGUCGUUUCGAAGCCAAAGCGAUCAGUUGACGAAGCCGCCAAUGAUUUGGCUCAACUCCAGGAGUCGUCGAAACAAAUUCAGACGUUGAACGAUAUGAUCACCAAUCUUCAACGCCUUUCCGAACAGCUUGAUCCACUUGAGAGCGCUUACGCCGAUGUUCGAUUCCUCGACGUCGACGCCGAACAAACUCAACAUCAAUACGAUGAAGCUCUCAAUGAUCUUGCAACAGAAAUUGACGACGAAAAGGUGCUUCAAGAAUCUGUCGAUCAAGUCAAGAAGGAGAUCAACGACAUUCGAACACUCAUUGACAACACCAAUCCUGAACGAAACGUUCUCGACACCAUCGCCAAUACUGACAUUCCAGCAUUGAAGACACAAAUCAAUCGCAUCCAAGACAAAUCGGUUAACGCUGCCGCUUCACGCAAGCACGUUUCUACCGACGCAAACAUCGCCGACGAGCUCAACGCGAAGCUUGCCGACCUCGAAAAGGAACUCGAUGAAGCCAUCAAGGAUGCGGAUGAAUACGAGAAGAGUCAACUGGUGCUUGCUCUCACACUCAAGAUCACUCAACUGGAGGAAACUCCACUCGAGCAGCUGAACCCAGAAGAACUCAAGAAUGCUGAAAAGGAGAUCAAGAACAGUUUGGCACCAGAAGAGGCAUUGCCACUUCUUGCCAAGAUCGACGAACUCCGCAAUGUCAAGAAGGCCGAAGACGAUCGCAGAAACGAGCUUCACAACACAAUCGUCGCUAUCGGCAAAGAUGCUGACGAUGCGAUGACACCAAAGAAGGACAGAAAGAGCAAGAAGCAGACUCCACAACAGAAGCUCGAGAAGCUCAACAACAAACUCGACGAAGUCAAAGCUCUCGUGCCACGAAUCGAAGCCGUUGAGAACGAUCCACUUCUCACUUCUGAUGACAAGAACACCGCCAACCAAGUUCUCGACAACGUCAACGCAUUCAUUGGAGAUUUGAAUCAGCAAAUUGCCGAAACGCAAGACCACAUCGACAAGAUCAACAAUGCUCAAGAUGCGUUGAAACGACUCGAAGACGCUUUGGAUGAUGCUGAUCGCGGAGUUGCCGGCCAACCGGCAAAUGUUGCCGCGCUCAACGAAUUCAAGGACAGCAUCACACCACACAUCGAUUCGUUGGUUGCCGUCGUUCAAGAUGUUCCAGAAGAAGUCGCACCAGAAGCAGCCAGGUUACGUGAUCGCGCCAACAAGUUCAACGACGACUUGCAAUUGCUCAUCCAGAAGACCGCUGAUGACGCACAAAAAGCUGAAGAACUUCGCAAGACUGUUGACGGAAUUACCAACUCGUUGAAUCAGAUCGUUCCAAAAUAUGAGAUCCCGCAACCAAUCGACGUGGCACGUGCCGAUGCCGAUCAAUUGAGAGCGAUCAUCGAACAACUCAAUGGACUUUCGGAUGGUGACAAGCCGGAUUCGCAAGUUGCUCGCGACAUCAAGGACUCGAAGACGAAGGCGAAGGAUCUUCUCGCUAAUCUUGACAAGGCUAUUCCAGUCGAAGAGGCGAUCCGUGCUCAUCAAGACGAUAUUGCGGCUAAACUCGAUGAAAUUCAAAAGAAUCUUAACAACAUCGACGAGUUCAAACCCGAAAACGCGUUGCCAUUGAUUGACGAGAUUUCGAAGGAGGCCGCCGCGAUCAAGCAAGCUGCUGAUUCGAACGCCGACAAGGUCGAAACGCCAAAUCCAUUCGUCAGUCACGAUGACUUGGAUACAACUCUGCCACAAAAGGCGUUCGAUAUUCAACAUGCCAUCGACGACAAGAAGCAAGCUUUGACAAACGCCGCUCAAAUCAACGAGAUCGCUCCAAAACUCCAAAUCGUCUCUCAACAACUCGAAACACUCGCGCCCGAACUCCCGACAAGUCUCGAUGACCAGAAGGCAUUGCUCGAAGAUUUGGAAGAAAAGAAACGCGCCUACGAGAAUCUCAUUGCUACUCUUCCACCGAAUGAUCCAAAGAGCGAAGAGCUACAAAAGAACAGCGAAUGGGAUCUUUCAAGAAUCAAGGAUCUCAUCAAGAAGCUCGGAGAUGCGGUUGGAGACAAACUUUCUGCGCUCGCCACGUUCAAUGCCUCUCGAAAACAGGCCGAAGAUGCACUUCUGAACAUCACCAGCGAUGAAGGCGAUGCGAGUCAAAAGUCGCCUGAACAACUUAUCGCCGACUUGUCGAAGAACGAAGAGCUCAUCGCAAAAAUGCGUGAGAACAUCGAGCAACAGAACCCCGAUCAGCUUGAUGAAGCCGAACGCAAAGAAUACGAGGAUCUUCUCGCUCGACUUGCUAAUGCUCAUGACAUUAUCAAGAAGAAGCGCGCCGAAAUCGAAGAAGCCGCUCGAAAGCAGGCCGCCGAAAAAGAUCUUCACGAUGCCAUUGAUCGUAUUGAAUCGCGAUUGAUUCCGCUCGUGAAGAACGGCGACGAGCUCCUUCACAACGCUGAAGGUGUUCCAUCGCAAUACGCGCCUGCUGCCGAAGAAAUCAAGAAUGAACUUGAUAAGGCCAACGAGAUUGUUGCCAACGCUCCGCAAACCGAUGACCGCGUCAAAUCUUUGGUUGCCGCCAUCGAUGCUGCCAAUCAAUUGGUGCCAUCACUCAAGGAGAAGGCCCGAGUCUGGGAUGAAUUCGUCGUUGCUCGAAAUGAUGCCGACGGAGUUGUGGACAAACUUCAACAAGCUCUCAAUGGAGUCGUUUCGAAGCCAAAGCGAUCAGUUGACGAAGCCGCCAAUGAUUUGGCUCAACUCCAGGAGUCGUCGAAACAAAUUCAGACGUUGAACGAUAUGAUCACCAAUCUUCAACGCCUUUCCGAACAGCUUGAUCCACUUGAGAGCGCUUACGCCGAUGUUCGAUUCCUCGACGUCGACGCCGAACAAACUCAACAUCAAUACGAUGAAGCUCUCAAUGAUCUUGCAACAGAAAUUGACGACGAAAAGGUGCUUCAAGAAUCUGUCGAUCAAGUCAAGAAGGAGAUCAACGACAUUCGAACACUCAUUGACAACACCAAUCCUGAACGAAACGUUCUCGACACCAUCGCCAAUACUGACAUUCCAGCAUUGAAGACACAAAUCAAUCGCAUCCAAGACAAAUCGGUUAACGCUGCCGCUUCACGCAAGCACGUUUCUACCGACGCAAACAUCGCCGACGAGCUCAACGCGAAGCUUGCCGACCUCGAAAAGGAACUCGAUGAAGCCAUCAAGGAUGCGGAUGAAUACGAGAAGAGUCAACUGGUGCUUGCUCUCACACUCAAGAUCACUCAACUGGAGGAAACUCCACUCGAGCAGCUGAACCCAGAAGAACUCAAGAAUGCUGAAAAGGAGAUCAAGAACAGUUUGGCACCAGAAGAGGCAUUGCCACUUCUUGCCAAGAUCGACGAACUCCGCAAUGUCAAGAAGGCCGAAGACGAUCGCAGAAACGAGCUUCACAACACAAUCGUCGCUAUCGGCAAAGAUGCUGACGAUGCGAUGACACCAAAGAAGGACAGAAAGAGCAAGAAGCAGACUCCACAACAGAAGCUCGAGAAGCUCAACAACAAACUCGACGAAGUCAAAGCUCUCGUGCCACGAAUCGAAGCCGUUGAGAACGAUCCACUUCUCACUUCUGAUGACAAGAACACCGCCAACCAAGUUCUCGACAACGUCAACGCAUUCAUUGGAGAUUUGAAUCAGCAAAUUGCCGAAACGCAAGACCACAUCGACAAGAUCAACAAUGCUCAAGAUGCGUUGAAACGACUCGAAGACGCUUUGGAUGAUGCUGAUCGCGGAGUUGCCGGCCAACCGGCAAAUGUUGCCGCGCUCAACGAAUUCAAGGACAGCAUCACACCACACAUCGAUUCGUUGGUUGCCGUCGUUCAAGAUGUUCCAGAAGAAGUCGCACCAGAAGCAGCCAGGUUACGUGAUCGCGCCAACAAGUUCAACGACGACUUGCAAUUGCUCAUCCAGAAGACCGCUGAUGACGCACAAAAAGCUGAAGAACUUCGCAAGACUGUUGACGGAAUUACCAACUCGUUGAAUCAGAUCGUUCCAAAAUAUGAGAUCCCGCAACCAAUCGACGUGGCACGUGCCGAUGCCGAUCAAUUGAGAGCGAUCAUCGAACAACUCAAUGGACUUUCGGAUGGUGACAAGCCGGAUUCGCAAGUUGCUCGCGACAUCAAGGACUCGAAGACGAAGGCGAAGGAUCUUCUCGCUAAUCUUGACAAGGCUAUUCCAGUCGAAGAGGCGAUCCGUGCUCAUCAAGACGAUAUUGCGGCUAAACUCGAUGAAAUUCAAAAGAAUCUUAACAACAUCGACGAGUUCAAACCCGAAAACGCGUUGCCAUUGAUUGACGAGAUUUCGAAGGAGGCCGCCGCGAUCAAGCAAGCUGCUGAUUCGAACGCCGACAAGGUCGAAACGCCAAAUCCAUUCGUCAGUCACGAUGACUUGGAUACAACUCUGCCACAAAAGGCGUUCGAUAUUCAACAUGCCAUCGACGACAAGAAGCAAGCUUUGACAAACGCCGCUCAAAUCAACGAGAUCGCUCCAAAACUCCAAAUCGUCUCUCAACAACUCGAAACACUCGCGCCCGAACUCCCGACAAGUCUCGAUGACCAGAAGGCAUUGCUCGAAGAUUUGGAAGAAAAGAAACGCGCCUACGAGAAUCUCAUUGCUACUCUUCCACCGAAUGAUCCAAAGAGCGAAGAGCUACAAAAGAACAGCGAAUGGGAUCUUUCAAGAAUCAAGGAUCUCAUCAAGAAGCUCGGAGAUGCGGUUGGAGACAAACUUUCUGCGCUCGCCACGUUCAAUGCCUCUCGAAAACAGGCCGAAGAUGCACUUCUGAACAUCACCAGCGAUGAAGGCGAUGCGAGUCAAAAGUCGCCUGAACAACUUAUCGCCGACUUGUCGAAGAACGAAGAGCUCAUCGCGAAAAUGCGUGAGAACAUCGAGCAACAGAACCCCGAUCAGCUUGAUGAAGCCGAACGCAAAGAAUACGAGGAUCUUCUCGCUCGACUUGCUAAUGCUCAUGACAUUAUCAAGAAGAAGCGCGCCGAAAUCGAAGAAGCCGCUCGAAAGCAGGCCGCCGAAAAAGAUCUUCACGAUGCCAUUGAUCGUAUUGAAUCGCGAUUGAUUCCACUCGUGAAGAACGGUGAAGAACUGUUACAAAAUGUUGAAGCUGUUCCAUCCCAAUACGGACCGAAGGCUGAAGAAAUCAAGAAAGAAAUCGAAAUAGCAAAAGACAUUGUUGCCAAUUCUCCUCAAACCGAUAACAGGGUUCAAGCACUAAUUUCAACAAUUCAUGCUGCUAGUCAACUAGCAGCUAGACUGGAUGGAGCCUUCGAUUUUUGGAAUUCAUUUGUUAAAUCAAAAGAAGAUCUCUACGAGGAUCUUGAAAAUCUUGAAAACAGUGUUAGUGAUGUCCUGAACCGACCUCGAAUACCAGUCGACCAAGCCCAACAACGACUUGAAAAAUUAAAGAGCAAGGACAUUUUACUAGAACGUAUCCGGGAAACGAAUCAGAAAAUUGACGAUAUUGGUUUUGAGUUAUGUCAUCUGACUGUCGUCGCUGACGAGCUCAGAUACUUAUCGGUUCAUGUUGAAAGUAUCGAACGGCAGUACGAGGAUACGAUGGACAAACUCAACAACGAAAUAACUGCCGAAAACGAACUUCUCCGCACGUUGGACAUUCUAACCAACGAAUUGUCACAGUGCAAGGAAGAUAUACAAAAUCCUAAUAGUGACGUCGACGAACAAAGUCGUCUUGCACUAUUGAAUGAUGCCAUUGCGCACUUGGAAAAUCAGAAAGCAGUUGUCGAAAAUAAUGAGAAGGAACGAAAGUUCGUCGAAAGCAGCACUUUGACGACGCUUGAAAACCUUCUGCAAGAAGCUCGACAAUUGCGCGACGAACUUGAGCCAAGAGUUAGCGCGCAGAAUGGCGAGGAUGACGAAUCCACAAUCAGAGAGCCGUACGAUGUGGAUGCAGCUGCUGAGGUUCUUUCAGCGCUCUAUCCCAACAAACAUCCGUAUCGUGUUCUCAAUGAGCAUGGAUUCGAAGGUGUACCAUCGGGCUCUGAUACGCAAAGUGAAUUCGACUCGAUUGAUAGCCGAUCAGACGGUCUACUUUCCCCAAUUCCGGAUGAUUCGGAACUCAACGCCGAGCAACUGCGUAGACAGAGAUCGCGAUGGAGACGGGUCUUGCGAACAGCAUUGCCACUCCAGGCAUUGCUUGUUCUUCUUAUGGGUGCCGCCUGCCUGGUUCCGCAUUGCGACGACGAAUAUUGUUGUCAACUUCUCAAUAACUUCGCUAAAAGUUUCGACCCAGCGCUAGAAUUUGUUAAUGGACCACCACCAUUUUAA
Messenger RNA from Caenorhabditis bovis, 27375 nucleotides. NCBI's taxonomy places the organism in Eukaryota, Metazoa, Nematoda, Chromadorea, Rhabditida, Rhabditidae. The record is from the annotation of a GenBank genome assembly.